Messenger RNA from Morus notabilis, 1711 nucleotides. RefSeq lists its product as uncharacterized. Gene Ontology annotation, molecular function: glycosyltransferase activity. NCBI's taxonomy places the organism in Eukaryota, Viridiplantae, Streptophyta, Magnoliopsida, Rosales, Moraceae. Gene Ontology annotation, cellular component: membrane. The transcript is spliced from 3 exons. The record is from RefSeq and is a predicted model, not a curated record. The coding region runs from base 445 to 1599 and encodes 384 amino acids.
CCGAACACAUUUUUUUUUCUUUUCCCUCUCUUUCUCUCCGUCACCUGCCAAGUACUUAAAAUUCUGUCAUUUCCAAGCGUAAAAAUUCCAUCGUAUAUUAGGAAAAGGAAAAAUUAGGAAUCAAAUAUCUUUCUUUCUCGAACGUCUUUGGCAAUUGGCACCAUCUGCUGUCUGCCAGAAACAUCUUACUUGUCAAAUACCUGGUUUUGAAGGGAAGGCCAAUUUUCUGCUCAUUGGAAUUGAUCUUUCUCUUGACGAGUCUGUGAUUCAGUACGGACUCUUAUUGUUUGCACAAAGAAUUCGAAUACCCAGAUCGCUAAACUUAUGUGCGUGUCACUAUUUUUAACUAUGAGAUGUUGGUGAGUGAGAUUUUGAUACAAAAGGAGAUUCUUCAAUAUUGGAUCAUUACCCAUUAGUAGAAUUUCAUUGAGUUUUCAAACUGAGAUGGCAGAGGAAGGGAAAGACUCCGCUGUUACACUCCGAAUCAACCCGUCUCGGGUUUUGCCUUUGAGACUCCUCCAGUUUUUCUUGGUGUUUUUGGCUCUAGGUCUUGGGGUUUCGGUUUUCAGUAUGUAUACGACUAAGUAUUAUAAAGUUCAGAAUGUGCCUCCAAUUACACAGUCUGUAACAGCAGAGUCGGUAACCAAGCCUUGCUUUGAAGAGCCGAGUAGUUUUGAAGGUUGGAUCCGGCCUCCUACAAAGCUAUUGCAUACCAUGAAUGAUUCGGAGCUAUUUUGGAGGGCUUCACUUGUGCCAAGAAUUAAGCAUUAUCCGUUUAAGAGAAUUCCCAAGAUUGCUUUCAUGUUUUUGACGAAAGGACCAUUGCCUUUGGCGCCACUUUGGGAGCGGUUCUUUAAGGGUCACGAAGGGCUCUACUCGAUCUACAUCCAUUCUAUGCCUUCUUAUGAGGCCGAUUUUCCACCCUCAUCGGUGUUCUACAGGAGACAAAUCCCAAGCCAGAUAGCCGAGUGGGGAAGGAUGAGCAUGUGUGAUGCCGAGAGGAGACUCCUAGCUAACGCAUUACUUGAUGUCUCAAAUGAAUGGUUCAUCCUCCUUUCCGAGUCAUGCAUUCCUCUAAGCAACUUCAGCAUUGUCUAUCGCUACAUAUCAAGGUCCCGCUAUAGCUUCUUGGGUUCAUUUGAUGAACCAGGACCUUAUGGAAGAGGACGCUAUAACAGAAACAUGGCACCCGAGGUCAACUUAACCGAUUGGCGCAAAGGGCCUCAGUGGUUUGAGAUCAAUCGUGUGCUUGCGGUCAAGAUAGUUGAGGAUGCAACCUACUACCCCAAGUUCGAAGAGUUCUGCAGACCAGCAUGUUAUGUGGAUGAACACUAUUUCCAGACAAUGCUUAGCAUCGAAACUCCGCAUCUUUUGGCUAAUAGAAGCCUUACUUAUGUGGACUGGUCAAGGGGUGGUGCUCACCCAGCUACUUUUGGUAAGGCUGAUAUCAGUAAGGAUUUCUUCAACAAGAUUGCUGAGAGUAAAACAUGCCUUUACAAUAAUCAGCCGACCACUCUUUGUUUCCUCUUUGCUAGAAAGUUUGCUCCGAGUGCUUUGGAACCUCUAUUAGAAUUAGCAUCUGAAGUUCUUGGAUUUUGAUGACAUUCAUGGUAUUCCUUUAUUUGGAGAGGUGCUGAUCAAAGCAUAGUAAAAUCUUAAUACGAGCUAACUUUGAAAUUAACAAUUAAAUCACAUUGAGUAUAGUGAAUAG